ACACCUCACACCAAUAUGCAUCCAAAAGCAAUGGAUGGGUUCAAUAGAUCACGUUGAGAUUGGUUUGGGCCAGUCCUUAGUACUAAAAAGAGCACCCGACAACUUUCGUGAAAACGACGAGAGUGGUCUCCCAAGUUCAAUAGAUCCGGCUCACCCUCCCUGCAGCGCCUGCAAACUUGAAGGUCCCGUCCAUCUCACGACGCACGCCCGGGGGGACGGAUGCCCACGAGUCCCCUGGCGCCUAGGUGGACAGCACACUUGCUCCCGCACACCAAAUGUACCGGAUACCUCCCAGGUCCCGUCUCCCGCCGCCCUCUUUCUCAUCCGCCCCCUGUGGUUAUCCAUAAUCCGGUGUCGCCCAAUCCACUCCCCCGUACCAGGGGUCGGUUUCUAAGGAGGCCACUGACACUUGACGAGCUUGAAAAAAAAAAGAGAGGGUUCCACGGCUGAACCUCGUCUAUUCCCGAGCCGCCGGAGCGCGCUCAUGCCUGCUCACCGCCGUAGUGUCGCAAAAGUCAAAAGGUACGGCAGAAAGCGCCCCAGAUAGGGAAGAAGCAAAAAAAAAAAAGUUUCUCAGUCGCGGUACAACAGAGCGUGGCGUACAUACCUUACACACCCUUCCCACCCCCCGGGCGCCGACACGGGUAGCAACAGCACCACCGCCGACCAC
Colletotrichum phormii is the source of this 670-nucleotide messenger RNA. RefSeq lists its product as uncharacterized. The transcript has a single exon. The record is from RefSeq and is a predicted model, not a curated record. NCBI's taxonomy places the organism in Eukaryota, Fungi, Ascomycota, Sordariomycetes, Glomerellales, Glomerellaceae. Bases 35 to 394 code for a protein of 119 amino acids.